AUGGAGACCUUCAUUGCAAACUCCAACGUGAGCCAUUCUCACACCACCUUCCUCCUCGUUGGGUUCUCUGGCAUCACAGACCACCGGAACUUGUUAGUCAUUCCAUUUCUUCUCACAUACUCACACAUACUGCUCAGUAAUUGUAUCAUGAUCUACAGGAUCUUAGUGGAUACGACUCUACAAUCUCCUAUGUAUCUGCUCAUCUGUCUCCUGUUUCUUGUCAAUGUUUCCUGCACCACUACCUUCAUGCCAAAGUUUCUUUUGGGUUUGGCUUUUGACCUGAACCAUAUCACCUUAAAUGGCUGUCUAGUGCAGAUGUGGUUCAUCUAUGUCAUCGUCACGUUUGAGUCCACCGUCAUCUUGCUAAUGGCUCUGGACAGAUACAUUGCCAUCUGUAAACCUUUGCGCUACCAUGACAUCAUGACCAGUCGGUUUCUAACCCAACUGAUUUUGGCUAGUGUGGCAAGAAGUGUCCUGUUCAUAACACCAAUCAUUUAUCUCGACUCGAGGGUCAAGUUUUGUAAAUCCAAUAUUAUUCUUAAUUUUGUUUGUGAGAACAUGGCACUCCUGAAACUGAGCUGCGGGGACAUCUCCAAAAUCCAGGCCAUAGGUCUGACCGUGAGGAUGAUGAUAACAGUGGUUGAAGGGAGUCUUCUUCUGAUCUCCUACCUCACCAUCCUCCAUACAGCUAUGUUUGUCCUUAAACAGUCAAUGGGCAAAGCCCUGAACACAUGCAGCUCUCACAUCAUGGUGGCGUUAAUGAUCUAUGCCAGUAGCGUAUUAUCGGCACUCAUAUACCGACUAGAGACAUCAGUCUCAGUAGAUGUACAGAACCUAACCAGUGCAAUCUACUUUCUGCUCCCUGCCACCAUCAACCCAAUCAUCUAUGGUGUAAGAGUCAACGAGAUCCGGCUUAGCUUACAGAAAAUGUUUGGGUACAAAAUGGAGGAGACUGUCCAAACUACCAGGCAGGGUGAAAGGGGGCACAACAAUAGCUAA
This is a messenger RNA of Bufo bufo (common toad), 999 nucleotides long. Its product is annotated as olfactory receptor 52K2-like. Gene Ontology annotation, molecular function: G protein-coupled receptor activity; olfactory receptor activity. The record is from RefSeq and is a predicted model, not a curated record. NCBI's taxonomy places the organism in Eukaryota, Metazoa, Chordata, Amphibia, Anura, Bufonidae. Bases 1 to 999 code for a protein of 332 amino acids. Gene Ontology annotation, cellular component: membrane. The transcript has a single exon. Gene Ontology annotation, biological process: G protein-coupled receptor signaling pathway.